Macroventuria anomochaeta is the source of this 2482-nucleotide messenger RNA. Its product is annotated as serine protein kinase-like protein Sky1. Gene Ontology annotation, biological process: protein phosphorylation; regulation of mRNA processing; spliceosomal complex assembly. The record is from RefSeq and is a predicted model, not a curated record. Gene Ontology annotation, molecular function: ATP binding; protein kinase activity. Lineage: Eukaryota; Fungi; Ascomycota; Dothideomycetes; Pleosporales; Didymellaceae. The transcript is spliced from 4 exons. Bases 382 to 2238 code for a protein of 618 amino acids.
CACAACGGCAACCGGGCAGCGCUCCUCACGCUUUAUCCAUCAUCAUUCCCGCGUGUUUGCAGAGCGAUUGCAGCAUUUGCCUGCGAUUACACCCCACGCCUUCACACAGCUGCAGCACCCCACCCCACCAAUCAGGGGCGCAGUGCCAGGAUAGGCCCGAGAGACGAGCGCUAAGGCGAUCUCCCAGCAAUUGAAGAAAUCGCAAACGGUGCGACAGCAGGCAUAUCGCGCUGGAUAGACGUGUCUCCCUACAAGCAACACCCCAUCACCUGCACCGCACGCCGAUGAGGUGCAGCCCGCGCGUCGACUCGGCCUGAUCGCACACCGCAUCUCCCCACCCCUCCUCCGAUCCUGGGCCAGCGCGUGACGGGGAAGCCCACGAUGAAUGGCGCCGACAUCAAGAAGGCCGCCAUCAACAAGGCGAAGGCGGUCGCGCAGGCCGCCAACGGGAGCGGCGGCAAGAAGCGGCGGAAGGGCCAGGACCUGAAGCCCAUCAUCACCACCGAGGGGCAGAGCGCACAGCCUCAGUACAACGUGCAGAACACGGCCUCGCCGCUGCAGCAGCACAAAAUGUACGGCAACAGCCUCAACCACUCACCCGACAGCAGCUCGUCGUCCGUCGACGAGGCCGACAACACGGCCGACGAGGAGGACAGCGAGGACUACUGCAAGGGCGGCUACCACCCCGUCCAGGUGGGCGAGGAGUACAAGGACGGCAAGUACACCAUUGUGCGCAAGCUGGGCUGGGGCCACUUCUCCACCGUCUGGCUGUCCCGCGACAACGUCACCGGCAAGCACGUCGCCCUGAAGGUCGUGCGCUCUGCCGCCCACUACACCGAGACCGCCCUCGACGAGAUCAAGCUGCUCAAGAAGGUCGUCGACGCGAAGGAAACUCACCCCGGCCGCGCCCACGUCGUCAGCCUGCUCGACUCGUUCAACCACAAGGGCCCCAACGGUGUCCACGUCUGCAUGGUCUUUGAAGUUCUCGGCGAGAACCUGCUGGGCCUCAUCAAGAGAUGGAACCACCGGGGCAUCCCCAUGCCGCUUGUAAAGCAGAUCACGAAGCAGGUGCUGCUGGGUCUCGACUACCUCCACCGCGAAUGCGGCAUCAUCCACACCGAUUUGAAGCCCGAGAACGUACUGAUAGAAAUUGGCGAUGUCGAGCAGAUCGUCAAAGCAUACGUCAAGGAGGAGCCUAAGAAAAAGGAUGACGGCGACAGCAGUGACAGGAAUGGCAGGCGGAGAAGGCGGACACUGAUCACUGGGAGCCAGCCGCUGCCUAGCCCAUUGAACGCCAGCUUCAACCACGCAGAGCUCGGCAAUUUCCCUGGGAGCACGCAGAGCCUCAACAGAGUCAUGAACGAGAGCACAGGUAAAGAGUCCCCCACGACUAUUCCGAGUCCAUCUUCUUCUCAAGACGGUUUUGUAAUGAGUGGUGCUCUAGGCACUUCGUCACAGUCUUCCGGCAUGUCCAUGGCAGAGCGCCUCGGCCUGAAGCCCAACGCUAGCGAGGAUGACGUACAGAAGCAGCGCGAGAAGACAGCUGACCUUCUCACCAAAGAGGUAUCCGGCAUCAGUCUUGACAAGCAGUCUACAUCCUCGAAAGAAAAGUCCGCCGAAGGCACACCAGACCUUGCGUUCGAGAAGAUCUCAGUCAAGAUCGCCGAUCUCGGAAAUGCCUGCUGGGUCGGGCACCACUUCACGAAUGACAUCCAGACACGACAGUAUAGGUCCCCAGAAGUCAUCCUGGGCAGCAAAUGGGGCGCCAGCACUGACGUCUGGAGUAUGGCAGCCAUGACUUUCGAGCUGAUAACAGGUGACUACCUCUUCGACCCACAAUCCGGCACAAAAUACGGCAAAGACGACGACCACAUCGCGCAAAUCAUCGAGCUCCUUGGCACGUUCCCCAAAUCGCUCUGUCUCUCCGGAAAAUGGAGCCAAGAGAUCUUCAACCGCAAGGGCGAGCUGCGUAACAUUCACCGCCUGCGCCACUGGGCGCUGCCAGACGUGCUGCACGAAAAGUACCAUUUUGGCAAGGAGGAGAGUAAGGAGAUUGCGAGCUUUUUGCUGCCGAUGUUGGAGUUGUUGCCUGUGGAUAGGGCGAAUGCGGGGGGCAUGGCGAGCCAUGAGUUCCUGAAGGAUACAAAGGGGAUGGAGAACGUGGAUUUGGGAAUCCCGUGUAGGAGUAAGGGUGAAGGGAUCGAGGGGUGGGCGACGGAGAUCAAGAAAACGAGGUAAACGGACUUUGUGUCUGUACCGAGUUACGAAGUUAUGAGCUGGGUGGGAGGGCUGCUUUUGGUCAUACUGCAUGCGAGGAUCGGUCAUUGGCAAAGAAGCAGGCGAACGUGUUUCUUGAAGUUAGAGUCAUGGUGAAGAGCAGGGUCAGACAAUUGAUCUUGGCUUGAGCGGAUAUUCUUCAUGACACAUUGGUUUAGAGUGCAGCUAGGCGUUGAUGAAAUGUUGGAAUAUCUUUACUUCCUAG